AUAUUAGAGAAGUGCUGUUUUUUAUCUUAAUAAUCCGAGUUUACAACAAACCUGGCUGAUUUUUACCAGCAUGGAUCUGUACUUUAUGGAUUAUAAACUGGGGGAGAGAAAUUAUGGUGGAUUUAUUUAUAAAGAGAAGCUACAAAGAGCGCUCUCUGAUACAGGAACUAACCCGAACUGUGGUGUGUUGUUCAGAUUUCUACAAUGUACACACUUCUACUUUUAUAUUUUACUUGUGAUGGAAUCAGCCAGAAGAAUGGAUACAAGUAUAAUGUGUUAUCCAAUAUAUCAUCUGAAUCCCUCUUAAAGUGUGAGAACCGCUGGUAUGCCCAGAAUGGGACGUGCAUUGCUGACUGGAGCUCCUCUCUGCCGAUCAGUAACUCAUCAGUUAUUGAGGUUAAACCAGGGUUCCUAAUAAUUAAGGAGUGUCUGAACCGUCUGAACCAUGUUCUCAUAUGUGUUGAUUCAACUAAUGGACAAACCACUACGCUUAAUCACACAUAUAACGUUUCCCCAAUUAGUACACCAAGCCCCCCUGGAACCAGCAUUUUCACAAAUUGUACAUCAAACCCCCCUGGAACCAGCAAUAACUCUUUCUGGUUCCUUCUUUUCCUGCUGCUCCUCAUUCCGAUUGCUGCUGGCGUGUUUUACUGGUUGAAAAAAUGCAGAUACCAACAAACUGUUUGUCGGCGUCCUGAUGGGAGACGUGAAAACAGGAAUGGAAUUGCUCCACAGCAGUCAGACCCCCAGCCAAACGGAACAACUCCACUGCCGAACAACAACGCUGCUGCAAUUCCAAAGCCUGAUGAGAGAACCAAUAACAGAAAUGCUGAUACUGUGAAGAUCACCAUGUCGGACCUCCUGCAGAAUGGAGGAGCUCCACUGCUGGACACUCGCGCUGCUACAAAUCGAGAUCCUGAUGAUGUGGAAAUGAAUGGAAACGUUAACGGGAAGAUCAACCCGUCGGACAACCAGCACAAAGAAGAAACUCAAGUACUGAACAACCAAACAGCUGCGGGUGAGGAGUGAGUGUGUGAUCUCCAUGAGCCAAUGAGAAACGCUGGUUCAUCCUAGAAUCUUCUUCCUGCCUGCUUUUAUUCUGCACUUUUAUCUUUGUUUGUCUUGCAGUAGUUUUUCCAAGGCAUUAUAGUUCUUAAACUUU
This is a messenger RNA of Trichomycterus rosablanca, 1162 nucleotides long. RefSeq lists its product as uncharacterized. The coding region runs from base 205 to 1029 and encodes 274 amino acids. The record is from RefSeq and is a predicted model, not a curated record. The transcript is spliced from 11 exons. Lineage: Eukaryota; Metazoa; Chordata; Actinopteri; Siluriformes; Trichomycteridae.